Plasmodium vivax (malaria parasite P. vivax) is the source of this 1062-nucleotide messenger RNA. Its product is annotated as geranylgeranyltransferase, putative. The transcript has a single exon. Lineage: Eukaryota; Apicomplexa; Aconoidasida; Haemosporida; Plasmodiidae. The record is from RefSeq and is a predicted model, not a curated record. Gene Ontology annotation, biological process: protein geranylgeranylation. The coding region runs from base 1 to 1062 and encodes 353 amino acids. Gene Ontology annotation, molecular function: Rab geranylgeranyltransferase activity. Gene Ontology annotation, cellular component: Rab-protein geranylgeranyltransferase complex.
AUGGCCGCAAUCAAGUUCGUAAAAGGCAAACACGUAAGCUACCUGACCACCUACACCGCCGCUGCAAACGCAGAAGAACUCAUAUUCAACGAAACGCUGAAGAUGUGCGGCGUGUUCUACUACAUCUGCUCUUGCAAAAUUCUGUCCCACCAAAUUGAGAAAAGGGAGGAAUUCAUCCACUUCAUUUUGCAGUGCCAGAAUGCCGAUGGGGGCUUUGGGAACAACACAAAAUAUGACUCUCAUGUUGUGUCAACUCACCACGCGAUUUUGUCUCUCCUCCUGCUUAACCAUUCGUUUGACGGGUUCAACCCGUAUCUCCAUCAGGGGGGGGAUUCCACCAAUGGAGGUAACAACCCACCAAAGAAAAAGAGCAUAACAGAGAGCACCACGGAAUAUAUCCUGACCCUGCUCAAUGAAGACGGCUCCUUUAAGGGGGACAUUUGGGGGGAAGUCGACACCCGCUUUGUAUACAGCGCAGUCAGCUGCCUAACAAUCCUAAACCAACUCAGCCAAGUGUCAACGGAAAAAAUUGCUUCGUACAUUUUAACCAAUUAUGCCAUUUGCCAAAAUGGAUUCUCCUGGACCAGUGGAAAUGAACCCCAUGCUGCCAGCGUCUUCUGUGCAGUGGCAACUCUAUUUUUAAUUAAAAAAAUGCACCUAAUUAAUGAAAAAAAAAUAGGAGAGUGGCUAAGUUUACGGCAAACAAAUAAUGGAGGGUUCAAUGGACGUGCAGAAAAAUUAACAGACACAUGCUACUCAUGGUGGAUCUUCUCCUCAUUAAUUCUGUUGGGAAAAUACAAAUGGGUAAAUAAAGAUGCCUUAAAAAAUUACAUCCUUCUCUGCCAGGACUUAGAUAAUGGCGGCAUAAGUGACAAUCCAGAUUGCCUGCCCGACAUUUGCCACACCUUCUUCGGCCUCGCCGCGCUAAGCUUGAUAGACAACCUGCACGGAUCAGACGGCGGGGGGGGCUUGGCCCUACGACAAAUGCACCCCGUGUAUGCAAUUCCGCUGCACGUCGUGCGGGAAAGGGGCUUGCCCCAUCAAGAAUUGGAAGCGGGGUAG